GCUCUGGACAGAAACUGGGCAGAAGAUUCUGGAGGAGGAAACCAUCCUCCCUUCAGAAGUUCAGCCCUGGAGGUUCAUCCAGUACCGGGAGGCUGAGGGUCCUCGAGGACUUUGCAGGCGACUCCAUGACUUUUGUAGGCGAUGGCUGAGACCAGAAAUGCACACGAAAGCCCAGAUGCUGGACCUGGUGGUUCUGGAGCAGUUCCUGUUCCUUCUGCCCCCAGAGAUGGAGAGCUGGGUGCGGGAGUGUGGAGCAGAGACCAGCUCCCAGGCGGUGGCUCUGGCGGAAGGCUUCCUCCUGAGCCAGGCAGAGAAGCAGAAGGAGCAGGUUGAGUUACAGUGCUUUACUGUGGAAAUCAGAGAUCCUGAGGGAAAAAAGAAUCCAUCAAAAAACCCCGAGAAGCUAUUUUUCAGGAGGAACCAUUGGGAAGAUCCAAGUCGGGACACCUCAGGAGAGAAACAAAGAAUGAAGUUUUCUAGUUUUUGCGAUGAAACUCAAACAGUGGUUGAACCUUCAAAUCAAGAGAGUCUGGUUUCCUUUGAGGAGGUGGCUGUGUAUUUCUCUAAGGAGGAAUGGUCUCAGCUGGAUCCUGACCAAAAAGCGCUGCAUUCGGAAGUCAUGCUUGAAAACCAUAGGAAUGUGGUCUCCCUGGGUAAUAAUGGGCAGGAGAAUCAAGAUUCCUGUGAACUGUUCCAAGUGAUCAAUGCUAAAGAUGGAAUGGAGAAGUUUGGAAUUCGAAUGGAACUCAAAAGCUUUAAGAGAAACCAGUUAAAUAAUUGGAAUCAGGAAAGCUCAUCUUCCACUUAUUCUCUGAUGCAUGACUUUCUUGCCCAACAAGAGAAAAUAAGGAAAAAAUAUAUUGGGCAAAGUGUGAAGCUAAUUAAAGCUAAAUUACAUGUAAACGGACACUAUUUAACCCAAAACAGAAGAGAAGAUGCUAUAAGAAAAUACAAUGGAGAAAAUUACAAUGGGACAUUCAUUCUUUCUGUUGGAAAUAAUUUCUGUACAUCUCAAAAAGUAAUUCCCCCCAAAGAAUGCUUGGUGUGUGGAAAGAUCUUUUCUCAAAAUCUUGGAGGUUUUAAAGCAAACAUGAGCAUCAGUGGAGGUUAA
This is a messenger RNA of Thamnophis sirtalis, 1111 nucleotides long. The record is from RefSeq and is a predicted model, not a curated record. NCBI's taxonomy places the organism in Eukaryota, Metazoa, Chordata, Lepidosauria, Squamata, Natricidae.